Molecule: messenger RNA, 993 nt
Organism: Ostreococcus lucimarinus CCE9901
Lineage: Eukaryota; Viridiplantae; Chlorophyta; Mamiellophyceae; Mamiellales; Bathycoccaceae
Exons: 1
Coding region: 1-993 (330 amino acids)
Molecular function (GO): protein binding
Source: RefSeq, a predicted model, not a curated record
AUGGAGUUCGACGAGGAAGAGGCGCGGAGGCAGAAUGAAGUCUACGACGCACUCGAGCGUGCGUACAUUGCUGAACUCGAGCAUGUGCGGGCGGGCGGGGUGGACCUCACGAAGGCCAUACUGCGCGAGGAAGUCUACGAGAGACUCAUCGGUGAACUCGAGCGUGAGGACGUCUCGAGCGAUGCAAGGGAUGCGGUGGCGUCGUUUUUACAAGAUUUGAGACGCGAUGGCGUCGAGUGGCACUCGAUUGGCCACGGUCGCGGGUAUUUUGAAGCGGACGACGAGAGGAGAGUCUUUCCAGAAUAUGCGGCGCCGUGCACGCGGGCUACGCGCAUUCCAGGUUCGGUUUGUAUGAAGUUCGCGCACGAGCACGGGGCGCCGUGGGACCAAUGGACGUGCGCGUAUGCCGCUGGUUUCGGCAAUUUGCAAUCUUUGCAAUACGCGCACGAGCACGGGUGUCCUUGGGACGUGUGGACGUGCCGUGAUGCCGCCUUGAAUGGACACUUGGACUGUUUGCGAUACGCGCGCGAGCACGGGUGUCCUUGGAACGAGUGGACUUGCCUGUUUGCCGUCUCGAAUGGACACUUGGACUGUUUGCGAUACGCGCACGAGAACGGGUGUCCUUGGAACGAGGUGACGUGCGCGCAUGCCGCCUCGAAUGGACACUUGGACUGUUUGCGAUACGCGCGCGAGAACGGGUGUUGUUGGGACAAGCGGACGUGCGAGGGAGCCGCCAAGUAUGGACAGUUGGAGUGUUUGAAGUACGCGUGCGCUCGCAAAUGUCCAGGCUCCGAUCGGUACGCCGAGGCGCUGAACGAAGUCGUCAUCCCAGACGUCGACGAGUCAUUCGGCGUCGACGUCGCGCUCGAGUUCCAGCGAGCGAACGACGGCGAGAUCUCCAUGCGCGAGUUCCUGCCGUUAUGGGUAGCGCACAGAGAAGGUUACCGCGACGCGCACUUAGAAGUCGUUCGAAACUUGAUAGCUCAUGACUGA